CCUCGCUGCUGCCGCCGCCGCCGCCGCCGCUGCCUGCUCUCUGGAAGAUGGCGGCGGCGCUCGCCGUCUCUCCCUCUCCUGCGCUUCGGGUGCGUAGUUCUGCCUAGUGUUCAUCUUGCAUUACAUUCGGUGUGAAUGCCUGUGUAGGCAAUUGAAUGGAGGCUUUCUGAUGGUUUGGAGUUUUGGGACCUUUACAGAAGGUUGGGAUUGUAUAAAUCGUGCAUUUCAAUAAAGCUAUUUUGUGAAGAAGAGCAUCUUUGUUCCUCUCGUAUUCUCUCUGUGAGAAAUAGACCUGGUUGAGAGAGAGGGGAAAUUGGCUUCGAUUUGAAAAACGUCAAUGCUAUGGUGAACUGCUUUAUUCCGAGAAAUCUAUUUUUGUUAUGUGUGGAACUGAUUCAGCACAGAGAUAAGGGGUAACACUCUGUGGAUACUGGGAGUUAUCAGCCAUGGUAAAACUGGCAAAUCCGUUGUACACCGAGUGGAUUCUGGAGGCAAUCCAAAAAGUGAAAAAGCAGAAACAGAGACCCUCGGAGGAAAGGAUUUGCCAUGCUGUUGCCUCAUCCCAUGGAUUAGACAGAAAAACUGUCCUGGAACAACUGGAACUGAGUGUCAAAGACGGGACAAUCUUAAAGGUUACAAAUAAGGGACUUAAUUCUUACAAGGAUCCAGACAAUCCAGGACGGAUUGUACUCCCCAAGCCUCGGAAUCAAUCCAAGUCAGAUGCUAAACACAAUGUCGAUUGGAAUAAACUUCUCAAAAGGGCAAUAGAAGGCUUGUCAGAGCCCAACGGGUCAUCACUGAAGAACAUUGAACGGUACCUGAGGGCUCAGAAGGAUGUGAUAGCAGUGUUUGGAGCUGGUGCAUCCUCAGCCCUCCACCAGCAGCUGAGGCUGUCCCUGAAACGCGCCAUAAGCCACGGCAGAAUUAUCAAGGACGGGCCCCUGUAUCGGCUCUUGCGUGGCAAAUCGGGCGGCGAUAGCAAGCAGGGCCACGAUUCGAUCUCCUGCCUUCCACCUGUUAGCCUCCUGACUCAUGAAAAGGAUAAGCCCUGUGCGGAGCCAAUUCCAAUCUGUGGAUUUUGUCUUGGAACAAAAGAGCAGAACCGAGAAAAGAAACGCGAGGAACUAAUUUCCUGUGCAGACUGCGGUAAUAGCGGUCAUCCGUCCUGUUUGAAAUUUUCUGCGGAACUAACAGCUCGUGUGAAGGCCUUACGAUGGCAGUGUAUCGAAUGCAAGACAUGCAGCACCUGUCGGGAUCAGGGGAAAAAUGCUGAUAACAUGUUGUUCUGUGACUCUUGUGAUCGAGGUUUUCACAUGGAAUGUUGUGAUCCACCUCUUACCAGGAUGCCCAAAGGCAUGUGGGUGUGUCAGAUUUGUCGGCCACGGAAAAAGGGAAGAAAGCUGUUACACAAGAAAGCGGUACAGAUUAAAAGGCGCUAUGCAACUGCAAUAGGGCACUCAAAAAAUAGAUUAAAGAAAACAACAGUAUCGAAAGGUUCUCAGUCAUUCGACAAAGAGAGACAAGGUCCAGGUCGAGGGCGCAAACGCAAAAUCACGGCAAUCCCUUCAUCUAAGUCGGGCCGGUUGGACGGACUGAGUGUGUUGAACUCACGAACCAGCAAAUCUUCCCGUCUGAAAAUGAAUAAGAAAACCAAAGGGCUCAUUGAUGGCCUUAGCAAAUUCUUCACCCCUUCGCCUGAUGGCCGCAAGCCACGGGGUGAACUGCUGGACUUAGCUGAGCAAUACAGGCUCAAGAAAAAGGGGCCACGAAAGUCAAGCACUUCUGACAGCGGCACAUGGCCCACAGGUACUGCACUGCCCUCAUUAAUCCCUGCAUGCCCAGUAUCGCCUGAGGUUUCUUUACCAGCGCCAAGCUGGCAGUUAAAUAGCUUCAAACCAUCUUCCCGUAAUAACCCUGUUGGUAACUUCAGUGACAUGACACUUACUGACCAUUUAAGUGUGUGCAGAAUGCCCAAGUUAAGAAGGGAACCAGUUGACUCUCCUUCCUCAUCCUGUACUCCCAAUGUCAGUGGUGAAACAGACUAUGAAUUAACUCCUCCUCGCCUUACACCUUGUGAGCCAUGUCCGUCCACUGAUAGAACUGAUCUCCCGAGCCACUGGGACAGUAGCAUGAAAGAUGGUUGCACUUUACAAUCCUCACCUUACCUGCAACUCAGUGCGCCCGUAGAAACGGCGGUUAAACCGCGGUCACAUUAUUUCCUGCCUUUCUCGGUGAGAGAGAAAGCAAUAAGGGGCAGCCGUUGUAAAGUGAGACACGGAAAGGAGAUCCUUUGGCCCAGAAAGGGAAACGUGGAAUUAGGAAGGAGUUUGAGUGCCGAGUACAAGGACAAUCAGGGCCUGUGGGGCUGCAAACAUGAAAACGACGAUGAUCAAUCGCUGAGCAAAGACACUGUGACGGAGAAAGACCUAGACUUAUUUCAGCAUGUUCAGGAAGUUGCAUUGGAGAAAGUUGGAGUCACUGGCCCACCAGAUCCACAGGUCCGCUCACCGUCUGUUAUUGAAUUUGGAAAAUAUGAGAUCCAGACCUGGUAUUCCUCUCCAUAUCCCCAGGAAUAUACCAGGCUGCCGAAGUUAUACUUGUGUGAAUUUUGCCUCAAGUACAUGAAGAGCAAAAGCAUUUUGCAGCAACACAUGAAGAAAUGCAAUUGGUUUCACCCACCAGCAAAUGAGAUUUACAGGAAAGACAACAUCUCCGUGUUUGAAGUGGAUGGGAACAUCAGUACCAUAUACUGUCAGAACCUUUGUCUACUGGCCAAGCUCUUCCUUGACCACAAGACCUUGUAUUAUGAUGUUGAGCCCUUCCUGUUCUAUGUGCUGACUCAGAACGACACCAAGGGCUGUCAUCUUGUGGGCUACUUCUCCAAGGAGAAGCAUUGCCAGCAGAAAUACAAUGUGUCCUGUAUCAUGAUUCUUCCCCAGUACCAGAGGAAGGGAUAUGGAAGGUUUCUCAUCGACUUCAGUUAUUUGCUUUCGAAGCGGGAAGGCCAGGCUGGGUCCCCAGAGAAGCCCCUAUCUGACCUGGGCCGACUCUCUUACAUGGCCUACUGGAAGAGUGUGAUCUUGGAGUGCCUUCACCAAUGCCAUGACAAGCUACUUAGCAUCAAGAAGCUCAGCAAACUAACGGGGAUCUGCCCCCAGGACAUCACCACAAUCCUCCACCAUCUAAAGAUGUUACAGUUCCGCAAUGACCGGUUUCUGGUCAUCCGUCGAGAAAAACUGAUCCAGGAGCACAUGGCAAAGCUCAAAGCUAAUCCACGUCAGAUUGAAGUUGAUCCUGAGAGCUUACGAUGGACGCCUUUAAUCUUUUCAAACACGGUAGUGUCAGAGGAAGAGGAGGAUGAAGAGGAGGAAGAAGAGACUCCGGCAUUAAAGGAUGAAAACGCGGGCGAUUUGUGGGACAAGAAGGAACCCAAUGGUUAUGCGCCAGUCCAGAAUGGUAGGCAGAUGGCAUCAUGUGCCACAAGCUGCAAAACUCGGCAGGAUGUCUCCCCGGAAGGCCCUGUGCCUAAUGGUGAAAACAAAAGGAAGCAUUUCACUGAAAGCAGUGAAGAGGAGGAGGAAGAUGGUGAGGAUGAAGAAGGUGAUGAGGCGAGGCCAAGUUCUCCACCUGUACUCACCAAACCUGCACUGCGUGGCGUAAAGAGGAAGCGAGUGGUAAUUCACCGGAAGAAACGUGGGCGGAAGCGCAAACAGCACAACAGCAGUGUCGUUACAGAGACCAUCUCUGAGACGACCGAGGUGCUGGAUGAACCAUUUGAUGAUUCCGACACAGAGCCGCCAAUGCCACACCUGGAACCAACCUUCGAGUUGGAAGAGGAUGAGAGGAACGACAAGGAGCAUCGGGGUGGUCGUAUCUUCAGGAGCUUGGAACCGGGUGAUGGAAUCCGAAAACGCACUUCCUCCAAGAGAAAGACUGCAGAAGAAGAAGAUGAUGCCAGUGAAGUUCAAGGAGAGAAUGCACUUGAAUCCUUGGUCUCUGUAAGGGAAGGGAAAGUCAAGGAGCCUUCCCUACCCAAAUCCCCACCCGUGGUGUUGAAGCGCAAGAGAGGAUGGCCAAAAGGUGUGAAGCGGGGGACAAUCAAAUGGAAGAAAAAGCCAGGCCGUAAGCCGGGAUUCAAGGUUGCCCGAUCCAAUACUGCACUCGAGAACGCUUGCACCCCAUCAGGCAGUGGUGUUCUGAAGCAAGGCCGUCCAAACCGCGGUGAGGAGCGGGGAAAUUCGGUCGUGGAGCCGAAAGUAGCAGAUCUGCCUCUGGCAUACAAAAAGGAGGAUGAGGAGGAAGAAGAGGAUGAGGAGGAGCUGGAGGAAGAGGUGUCGUGCGACGUGCAGAGGACGCCCCACGAUUCUCACAGUCCAGCACCCAAAGUCGAGGAACAGGAGGCUGACCACGAGAACGACGAGAAACCCGAAUCUGUGGAGCAAGAGGCGCACACUGACGAAGAGCACGAGCAGGAAGAGGAAGAGGAGGAAGAGCUCAACCAGAACGAUGACCAUGAUGCUGACGAUGAAGAUGAAGGGCAUUUGGACCCUGAAGACAAGAAAGUAGAGGAAAGUGCAAAAGAGAACAUGAAAGAGGAAUCUCCAAUCCAAGAACGUUUUUUAGAGACAACCUCACCAGAUAAAAAUAUCGAGUGUGAAAAUGUGAUAGAUGCGGACUCUGAAGAGGAACAAGUAAAUGACACGUCGCUGGACUCUGAGAUUGUGCCACCUUCAGAUGAAGAUCGUGUUGAUGAUCCAGACAAUAAGGAGACAUUAAUCCCAGAGUUCAAGGAAGAGGAGGAAGAAGAGGAGGAGGACGAAGAGGAGGAGGAGGAGGAAGAGGAGGACAUAUCGCAUAGUGAACUUGAUCUAGAAACAGUGCAGGCUGUGCAGUCCUUGACACAGGAAACAAACAGCGAGCAGGACGGUGCCUACCAGGACUGUGCCGAGACUUUGGAAGCCUGCCAGAACCUGCAGAGUUACAACCAAGCUGAGGAAAGCCCGCAGAUCACCAUGGUGGAGGACUGCCAACAGUCGGGGCACAACAGCCCCAUCUCUUCAGUGCAGUCCCACCCCAGCCAGUCAGUCCGCUCAGUCAACAGCCCGAGCAUGCCGGCCCUGGAGAGCAGCUACACGCAGAUAAGCCCCGAGCAGGGCUCCCUCUCGGCUCCCUCGAUGCAGAACAUGGAGACGAGCCCUAUGAUGGAUGUGCCUUCCGUGUCCGACCACUCGCAGCAGGUGGUCGACAGUGGUUUCAGCGACCUGGGCAGCAUUGAGAGCACCACAGAAAACUAUGAAAACCCCAGCAGCUACGACUCUACCAUGGGGGGCAGCAUAUGCGGGAACAACACCUCCCAGACUAGCUGCUCGUACAGCGGCCUCUCCUCCUCGGGCAGUCUGACACAAAACAGCUGUGUGGUGACCCAGCAGAUGACCAGCAUGAACAGCAGCUGCAGCAUGAUGCAACAGAGCACCGUGGCCCCUCCGGCCAACUGCAACCUGAAGUCGCCCCAGAGCUGCGCCAUCGAGAGGCCCCCCAGCAACAACCAGCAGCAGCCGCAGCCCCCGCCGCCCCAGCCCCAGCCCCAGCCCCAGCCGCAACCCCAGCCCCAGCCCCAGCCCCAAGCCCAAGGCCAGCCCCAGCAGCAGCAGCAGCCGCUGUCCCAGUGCAGCAUGAGCAACAGCUUCACCACGCCCCCCAUGGCCCUGAUGGAGAUCCCCGAGUCCUCCAACACCACCACCAUGAGCCUGUAUGACAGGAUGGGCCAGGGGGACUUCGGCACGGGCGGCUACCCGCAGCCUUCGGCCAACUUCAGCCUGGCCCGGCUCCAGCAGCUCACCAACACCAUCAUGGACCAUCAUGCGAUGCCUUACAGCCACUCGGCCGCCGUCACCUCCUAUGCCACCAGCGUGUCGCUGUCGAACCCGGGUCUGGCCCAGCUCGCCCCCGCACCCCACGCCCUGGCCGCGGCGCCCCAGGCGCAGGCCACCAUGACCCCGCCUCCCAACCUGACCACGCCCCCGUCCAUGAACCUGACCUCGCCCCUCCUCCAGUGCAACAUGCCGGCGUCCAACCUGGGCAUCCCCCACGCGCAGCGGCUGCAGGGCCAGAUGCCCGCCAAGGGCCACCUCUCCAACCGCUCCAAGUCGGCGCCCCUGCCAGCUGCCACGGCCGCACACCAGCAACAGAUCUACGGCCGCAACACACCGGCGCUGGCCCAGCGCGCUAUCACGGUGCAGCGGGGCAUGAACAUGGGUGUCAACCUGAUGCCCGCCCCUGCCUACAACGUCAACUCCAUGAACAUGAACCCGCUGAACCCCAUGGGGAGCUACCGCAUGAGCCAGCCGAUGAUGAACAGCAGUUACCACGGCAACGCGGCCUACAUGAACCAGACGGCCCAGUACCCUAUGCAGAUGCAAAUGGGCAUGAUGGGGAGCCAGCCAUAUGGCCAGCAGCACAUGCAGUCCAAUUCCCAUGGCAACGUAAUGUACACAGGCCCCUCUCACCACAGUUACAUGAACACCGGUAUGUCCAAGCAAUCACUGAACAGCCCGUACAUGAGAAGAUGAGGGGAGAUUCUGCAGGCGCCAUAGGAGCCACUGUUUAUACUGACGACAGCCGAAAUAAUGGAAAUUUCGAAUAGAACGGUUGCUGUAGACAUAGGAAUUUCAUGAACUGCUUAGGGCCAUGUUCGGAGCACCUUGGCCUUAAUUUCCCAAUCCCAAGAGAGAAAAAAAAAAGGAAGAGAAAAGAAAUUCUGCAACAGAAUUCAAUAAAAGAAAAAAAUGGUUUAAGGAACCAUGCACAAGAAAUCUUUUAAUUAAAAGAAGCCUUACUUAAUGAAUUGUAGAAAUGAAAGACUAUCUGCUUUUUAUAUUUUUAAUUUUUUUAAUCUUUCAGUUUGUGUGUGCAGUCCACAUUUUUAUAGAGUCCAUAGAUAUGUGAGCCCAGAGUGAGGACUAUCCAUGGUCCCCAUUCAUUGACUUGGCACAGGGCAGGAGGCACUUAUCUCAUACUCUGCCUUGGUGAUAUUGUUGCAGGUGUGGCUGUAAUUUAUUGAUCUCACUGUACCCCGUGCCAGUAGGUGAAACCGGAUCGCUUGUGCGCUUGUGGACUUCGGACCUUAAUGCUGAGGGCACCCUUUUCCCCCGUUGGUAUUGAGUUUGACUCUAGCGCAGCAUGCAACAGGCCCAAGAGCAUUUUCACGUAUGUUAUAACUAUGUUUUAAACAUUGCUUCUUGUGUCACUGCAAGCCAUUUCACUCGUACGCCUUUAUUUUUUUAUGAGAAUUGACAGUAUUUGUUCUGGCACUUUCGAAGGACAGCCCAGGGUCCUGAAACAUUUGAGGCUUAAAACAUUUAAUUUCCAAUUUAUUUUUCUUACAUAAAUUUCUCAAUCAUGAGAAGCCUAUUCAGAUUUGUCAGACUGUGUAUAUUUGGUUCCCUUGUAAGAGUAUUUAUCAAAUGCAAAAGACUGCUAUGUUUGCAAGCUAAGUUAAUAUUUUCACCCUCCCCCUCACUUGCCCCACUCCCCUUAUAAUCACAUGUAUUUUAAUUGCUUCCAAAUCAAGUUUCAAUUAGCUCACUAAGUGGCAAGAUUAGCUCAGGAGUCACUUAACUAAGGAGAGGAGCAUCUUGUCUCUUGCUUGCUACCACUUGACGCUGUUCAGGAAUCCUUGGGUUUCUUCCCAGUGGAAGCAGAGAAUGGGUUGUAAGAGUAUAUGCAUCAACAUGACAGAGUGAGGGAAGGUACAGAACGAAGAUAAGCCCUGCCACCCCAAAUCCCAGAGCUGUGGGUAUCGAAAAGGAAAAUCGUCAUCUAGCGGAGGACACGUUGAGCGUGAGAAGGGAGAAGAGGUGAGCCGUAGUGAAUGGUACUGAACUGUCAGAGAGAUGUGCAGUCAGGUUAUCACAAGCAACGGGCUCUCUGUUCUGAUGCCUACCACCAGGUAACCCGUGUCAGAUCGAGUGGUACGAUACUGGAGGGGGAGGGGAGGAAUAGGAGGUGUUGGAUUGAGGCUGGCCGUCCACGCCAGCUCAGAGACGGAUGUCACCAGUGCACUUUGCAGGCCCACAGCACGCAGUCCGUCACCAAUCACACCAUUCUCUCUGCCCACCGUCAGAGUAACUUCAUGCGUUAACGUAAAGAGAAUGUGACGUAAAAUGUUUCCGCAGUUGGUGGGCAGGAGUUUUGAAAACAUGCAUAUUUGGCACAAGCCACAUGUAUGUCCUGUGACCUAAUGUCACUUGAUGGCUUACUUUUAUUCAUAGUGUGUCCCAUUGUCGGAAUUAAUGUCCAUCAAAACCACUCCACACUUCUGGGCUGGCCUUCAAGUGUGUUUGUUGGAAUACUGUUGAUUUGGGGUGGGGUGGGAGGGAGAAGGGAAGAUGUUUUUAAAAAAGAAAAGAGAAAAAAAAACAAACCAGUUUUAGCCCAGAGCACCAGAUAUAUUAAAGAUAGACAAAGAAGAGUUUUUCUUUUUCCCCCUUUUCAUUGUUUCUGGUGCUCUUGGUUUUGUUGGAUCAGGCAGCUUCCUUUUUUGAAAGCUAAACUGGCUCAUUUUGACUUUAGGAUUAUUAUAGAAAAUGUUUUUCUAUAUUAAAAAUGAAUUUAUCCUACAUAAUAUUGGUACUUGUCAUUUUUCAAUUCUGUUAAGAGGUAUUUUUAGCAGCUAAACUUGGGUAAUCUUAACUGAAGCUCACUGGUAGUGAUUCUCAGAUGCCUUUUAAACAACUCACAUUUCAUUCCAUCUCUAGAGUUUUUCUAUCUUUGUUGUAGAAUAUUGAAGCUAUUUUAAGAAAAUAAAUUCUCCAGACUUAUAGUGUGUGUGAAUAGACCUCCUCCAGCCUCCAAGCCGCAUGUAAAAAGCUGAAUAUUCAUGUCUGUUUAUAUUGCUUUCAUUUUUGUAGCCUUUGUAAUUGUACAUGGUGACUGUAAGCUAAGAGGAGGGAACAACAUGGCUUGUGUAUUCAGACGCCAAGCACUGGCCACACUCCCUCUUCAUCUCCCUUGUAUGUAAUAUCAUUUUUCUUUCUAGCAAGUACUUUCAAAGACCUCUGUACAUUUUAACAUAAAUAAAUUAUGUUGAGCCAUUUUGGAUGUCUGUCUUUUGAGCUGACCCAACAGUAUUUUCACCAAAGGUACGACUGGAAAAUCAAGUGUUCUUGAAACAGUGUCAGGCGGCAAUAAUUUUGUUUCAUUA
Molecule: messenger RNA, 9202 nt
Organism: Mobula hypostoma (lesser devil ray)
Lineage: Eukaryota; Metazoa; Chordata; Chondrichthyes; Myliobatiformes; Myliobatidae
Product: histone acetyltransferase KAT6A-like
Exons: 17
Coding region: 447-6569 (2040 amino acids)
Biological process (GO): nucleosome assembly; positive regulation of transcription by RNA polymerase II; negative regulation of DNA-templated transcription
Cellular component (GO): chromatin; MOZ/MORF histone acetyltransferase complex; nucleosome
Molecular function (GO): histone acetyltransferase activity; transcription coregulator activity; DNA binding
Source: RefSeq, a predicted model, not a curated record